Acaulospora colombiana is the source of this 1905-nucleotide messenger RNA. The record is from the annotation of a GenBank genome assembly. Lineage: Eukaryota; Fungi; Glomeromycota; Glomeromycetes; Diversisporales; Acaulosporaceae.
AUGGACAAAAGCGGUACACACACAAAUUCGAUAGUAUCGACAACAUUAGAUUACCAUUAUAUUGGUAAUAGUAAUUUAGAAACCCUCUUGAAUGCCAUCGAGGUUUCACCAAUUAAUCUGUCCCAGAAAUGUCAUCUUACCAAGAAAAACGUCGUGAUAUCUUGUUUUUCCUCGGAUAGUAACGAAACAUCAAAACUGCAACACUCUUCUCAUUCUUCUGUUUCAUGUCAUCACCAACAACCAAGACUGGGAGAAUCUAACGAUGAUGAUAAGGAUCAAACCCCUGCUGCCAUGUCGAUCUCUUCAUUAAUCGAAUUAGAACAUUCUACACCACCAACACCGCCGGACACUUCUUUAAUUUUUCCGGGACUCUCCACAACUCCAACAAAACUAUCACCGAACCCAUCACCUAAUUCAUCACCUACCCAGCCAACUUCAAUUUCCGCGUCAUCCCCGACCUACUCCAUUUCAUUUCCUUGUCUUCAACCUUCUCCUCCUAGCAACACUUUUUUAAGCUCUUUUCCAUUACCCAGCGCGAAUCAAGCUGUCGAUAAUAUUUAUAAUACGCGUAACUCCUCUCCAUCAUCGGUUUCAAAUAAUUGCAAAAGGAAAAUUAUUGAUAGCUUCGCUGUAGAAAAAACGAGAUCAAAAUUACGCUGUUUCACUGAAGAACCUCUUACUUUAAAUUCCACUCAUUCGCCAUCCGAGGAUAACGGGGAUGAACUUUCAAUAUUAUCGUCGUCGUCAGGCAUGUCUUCACCAAGAAGAACUCACUGCUCGCAUAACAAUACCUUCGCUGACAACAACACCUCAAAUACUUGUCAAUCAACUACCAUCACUUGCUAUCAUGCGUCGGUUGCACAAAAAUCAUAUGGUAGUGAAAAGAGGUUUCUCUGUCCUCCUCCGGUGGUAACACUCGAAAGGCAUAAUGUCAAUUAUAGAGGAAAGUAUAACACAAAACCUGAAGUGUCAAUUUCGGUGGUGUGUGAAACGGGAGAGAGGUCAUUAGAGCGCAAGAUAUUGCUGGAUGAAAAUAUGAAGGGUACAUUUAAAUAUUUACAUGUUAGUGGUACCGCUAAAGCCAAACAAUUCACUUUAAAGUUGAAAGUAUUUCACAAAGAUUCUACUGUCCCCUAUGUUGUUUCCGAUUCCUCGCCUGUUACAAUUAUAUCAAAACCAUCUAAAAAAACCGCAAAGGCGAGGAACAUGUCUUCUUGUAUACUUUCUGGAUCCCAUAUUUCCUUGUUUAAUCGCAUUAAUUCACAAACUGUAAGAACGAAAUAUAUGUUCAUUGAAGGAGAUCAAUUAUGUGCGAAGGGUUCUUCUUGGUCUUCCUUUAUAAUCACUGUGGUAAAUCAUGGAACGAGAACGUUUUCAUCUGUGACCACCGGUACCUCCCCCAAAGGGUCAAACUCUCCUACUUUCGUCAAUAGUCCAAAUUCCACGCUGAUUACAUACGGUUCGGAGAUAACUCUCUCAAAUCCUGCAACAGGCUUUACCUCUGAUCGAUUGAUAAUUCGAAAGGUAGAAAAAGGUAAAAUUGCUCAAGGUGCAUGUGGUCCUGUCAGCCAGAUGCAGAAGGUCGCAUUACAGAGUGUACGUCUUGGUACACGAGAACCUCAUUAUCUAAGCGCUACUGAUCCUAUGAAUGGCGCGCAAUCCCAAGAACAAUGUGCGGCUAACGGCGCCUCCCUUUUUCUUGGUUAUCAGCCUUCCAAGGUUGUUCAUGUGCAGAACAUUGAAUUUGCAAACGAAUCACUUCGUGUAACACCUGCGCAAUCAUGUAUCAACAAUACUUCCUUUGUCGCUGUCGAGGAGGUGGAUGAUUAUUUGUGUUGGACCAUCGUAGGAAUUUGUAUGUAUUCAUGGCAUCUUGAAGAAAACUCUUUCUUUAUAUAUCAUUAA